GUGAACAGCUUUGAACACAAAUCACUCUUGACUCAGUCCAGAGAUCUUUAUAAACUCAGCAGCAGAAAGAGCAGUGCACCUGUCGACAUGAGCGCAGCAGAAGUUCUGGCCCUGUACGAGCAGCAGGGAUAUCUGUCGGCUCUUCCCAUCCUGAGUCCAGAAGAGCUUCAGAGCGCCCGAGACGCUUUCGCUGAGCUGGAGAGAAAACACGGUGAAGACUACACGGCGUACAGUCUUCAUAACAUUCAUAUGGAGUAUGAGUGGGUGAGGGGUCUCGCAAAGCACCCUCGGCUUCUCCAGGUGGUCACGGCGGUCCUGGGGCCCGAUGUCAUCCUGCUCGACUCCAGAUUCAUCUGUAAAUAUCCAGUGUGUAACAAGCAACAGAACAAUGAUGUCAUCGCUUGCAACCAAUCAGGGAACCGCUGUGAAGAGAAGAAGGAAGGAAAUGCGAACGAGGAGAAAGAAAGCCUGCCCUUCGUGGCCUGGCAUCAGGACAUGAAGUACUGGGGUUUUGAUGGAGGUCCAGUUUUGUCAGUCUGGCUGGCCCUGGAUGAUUCACUCAAGGAAAAUGGAGCCCUGCAGGUUAUCCCAGAAAGUCACCACUCUGGUCUUCUGCCUCAUCAUCAGUCCAAACGAUCCGGGAACAUGUUGAGUGUCAAUCAAGAAAUCCCAGAAGAGCUGGUGGAGUCUGAGAAAGCCAUCUUGUGUCCCUUGUUAGCCGGUCAGAUGUCGAUCCACGAUGGACUUCUGGUUCAUGCCAGUGAUCCUAACACGUCCAGUAGGAGGCGCUGUGGAUAUGUCCUCCGGUACGUCCCCACAUGCACUUAUCCAAUCCAGGACCCUGAACGGCCCAGAACUUUCCCUGCUACAGUUCUGGUCAGUGGUGUUGACAAAUACAACCACUUCUCCAAACAAAACUGAGAUCAACUCUCUGUGAACAUAUACAAUGUAUUAAAACCUGGCAGUCUGUGUCAUUUUACUGUUUUUCAUUCGUGUUUAUUCUUUUAAAAUAUUUUGAAUAAUGCAUUAUUUUGCUUGACUAUCAAUAGGGAGUUUCUAGUGGUAUUUAUUGUGUGUUUAUGGAAUUUUUUUAGGAAAUCAGAAGGGUUUAAUGAUUUGAUUUUAAAUGGAAGUGACUAUGUUCGUAACCUGUACUUAAUAAAGUCCUCAUCACUCAUCACA
Triplophysa dalaica is the source of this 1182-nucleotide messenger RNA. RefSeq lists its product as uncharacterized. The record is from RefSeq and is a predicted model, not a curated record. The transcript has 8 exons. Lineage: Eukaryota; Metazoa; Chordata; Actinopteri; Cypriniformes; Nemacheilidae. Bases 88 to 921 code for a protein of 277 amino acids.